CGCGCACUCGACGCUGAGCAGUGGUGUUGUCCACACGCACUCUCAGCGACGUCAGCAGACUCACCCCGAUCCUCCACUCUUGUCUCCAAUUCAAGCACAGACAUACGCCGAAAAAAAAGGGGAAGAAGAAAAGAACAACAAGCCCAUUUCCCUUCUCGUCCAGUUAUUUUGUUUUCACUCUCUGCCCGGCUCGGUCGUCUCCUCCGCCCCUCCGUGUUGUUUGUGUGUAUGCUGUCAGUUCAUCUUUCGGCUUGUGGAACACAACCAAAAAACAAACCAAAUCUGGAACACUUUUAGCUGACAUGGGCAUGGGAACUUGAAGCGGAUCGAUUUGUCCCAUCAACGAGUAUAGAGCCCCGACAACAACAGCGGCUGUGAUCCUUCCUUAUUAUUCCAAAGUGGUUUCGGUGUCAGUGUCAAACAGAGCCUCCAUUUUUUCGACCCCCGUCGUUUUUUAAUACAUAUAUAGGGUCGGAGAGUCUUCGGUUUCCAGUGAUCAACACAAACCGACCAAUUGAGAGUUCUUCUCCCGUGUCAGAAUCAUCAAUCAUCUAACCUGUCAACAGUCUGCACUGCUCUUUUCCACAGGAGAAUCUGCUGAGAUCAAGGCGAAACCCAAAAGUUGAUUAAUUUCGUUUGGCUGCUACGUUUUGUUAGGGUGGACAAAAAGUAUCCCGGUGGGUCUGGCGAUUAAAAAAGAAGACAGAAAGAAAAAAGGAAGCCGAUUGCGAGCCUAACUAAAAAUAGCUUCAAAUCAGUACGAGGGAAUUGUUCAAGAUGCAUCCGUCCAUUACGAGUCGGACCGCUGUCAGACGGCCGCCCGUCAUCGUUUUGUUUCAUGUGGGUCUUGCCGUCGUCGCUUCGGCGUUGCUGGUCGGUCCGCAACCGGUCGAGUCUCACUUGGCCGAAGAAUUCAGUAUCCAGCAACUCUUAACCAAACGCUUUCCUCAUCGGAUAUCUGACGACAUUUACCUGGAUCCUUGUAAAGCAGAGGGCUUUGUCGGUGAUAUUGCAUUGCCCAACGUUCGCUACGAGUUGGAGUACGAGCUGCAGUCGAGGCGAGAUAAAGAGCUGGCCAGCAAAACAGGUCAAGUGCUCAUCGACUGGGAGAUCGACGGCGAUCAAGCGGAAGCCGAGAAAGAAGCCGAUCGACCAACAGCUUUCAUCAACGGCUCAUCCACCCUUCAGCCGCAUCGUCUCCAUCAUUCUGCUCAACUGCAGUCGGACGAGACAUCCAACGAUGGCCAGCAAGCCCGUCCGGGCGGUCGGCAACGCCAAGGCAGGAAGCAAGCAUCCAUCACAGAACAUAAGAGGAAGAGCGAUCUGGAGGAUGAGUUGGUGGAGUUGGAUGCGCUGGCGGGGUCAAAGACUCUGUCCAGCAACGAGGCACAUGGCAACGGCCAUGACAACGAGAGUAAGCCGUCGCGUUCCACUGACGACAAGUCGACGACAAAGAGAUCGAAAUCCAAGAUGACCAAGGCCAAGAAAAACAAGCGCAAAGAUCGGAUCAGACAGAUCACCGAGAAACCUACCGCGCUGAUCCGGUCCAGACGGGCAGCCACGGCACGUAAGGAGCGCAUCUGGGACUUUGGAGUCAUCCCCUACGAAAUUGACGCCAAUUUCUCUGGGGCCCACAAGGCCCUAUUUAAACAGGCCAUGCGCCACUGGGAAAACUUUACCUGCGUCAAAUUUGUUGAACGUACGGCAGAUCAUCCCCACUUUAUCGUUUUCACGGAACGCGCUUGCGGAUGCUGUUCUUUCGUCGGGAAAAGAGGUAACGGAGCACAAGCCAUUUCCAUUGGGAAAAAUUGCGAUAAAUUUGGGAUCGUCGUCCACGAAUUGGGUCACGUUGUCGGCUUUUGGCACGAACACACAAGACCAGACAGAGACAAUCACGUGCACAUUAUCCGCGAAAACAUCAUGGCUGGUCAAGAGUACAAUUUCAACAAACUGACAUCCGAGGAGGUUAACUCGCUGGGCUUGUCCUACGACUUUGAUUCCAUCAUGCACUACGCCCGCAACACUUUCUCUAAGGGGACUUAUUUGGAUACGAUUCUGCCGCAAGCAGAUCCCGAGACAAAAUCACGACCCGAAAUUGGCCAGCGCAUUCGUCUUAGCGAGGGCGACAUCUCCCAGACAAAUAAACUUUACAAAUGCCCAAAGUGCGGACGUACAUUCCAGGAAAACAAAGCUUCGUUCACCUCGCCGGUUUUCCCGCCCGGCACUGUGUCCGAAGACGGUGAACGGUGCGAGUGGCGCAUCACGGCCACGCAUGGUGAACGCAUUGUUCUCAACAUUACGGAACUGGAUGUCUUCAAAGGAGACAACUGCAAGUAUGACUAUGUCGAAAUUCGCGAUGGAUACUGGCACAAGUCGCCCCUACUCGGUCGCUUUUGCGGCAGCACUCGUCUGCCCGAUCCGGUCAUGUCCAGCGGAAGUCGGAUGUUGGUUACUUUCCAAAGUUCUCCCCGGCAGAUCGGCUACAAAGGAUUCAGCGCCUCUUACGAAGCGCUGUGUGGUGGGGAUUUGAACGUGGAUAGCGGUCAUCUCGAGUCACCCAACUUCCCCGACGACUAUCAACCCAACAAGGAGUGCACUUGGAAAAUCACUGUCCCCUCCGACUAUCAGGUGGCCCUCAAAUUUCAAUCCUUUGAAAUUGAAAACCACGACAAUUGCGUCUACGAUUUUCUGGAAAUCCGUGACGGACACGAGCCAACUAGUCCGCUUAUCGGUGUCUAUUGCGGCUACAAUAUCCCAGAGGAUAUCAAAUCGAGUAGCAACAAAAUGUGGAUCAAAUUUGUUUCAGAUAAUUCCGUUCAAAAGGCCGGCUUUUCCGCUAUUUUCAUGAACGAAUUUGACGAAUGCGCUUCACUGGAUCAUGGAUGUGAGCACAGCUGCGUCAAUACCCUAGGAGGUUAUGAAUGCCAAUGCCGAAUCGGCUUUGAAUUGCAUUCGGAUGGGAAACGAUGCGAAGAUGCCUGCGGUGGGUUGAUUGACUCGCCCAACGGGACCAUAAUCAGCCCGUCCUUCCCUGAUUUGUACCCAAGCAACAAGCACUGCAUCUGGGAAAUAUUCGCCCCACCUCAGUAUCGAAUUACUCUCAACUUCACGCACUUUGACUUGGAAGGGAACAACCAAGACUGCGAGUACGAUCACGUGGAAGUGAGGAGCAAGUUGAGCGAGAAUGAAUUAAGGAAACACGGCGUAUUCUGCGGGACCCACCUGCCUCCCGUUGUGACUUCAGAAGGAAAUGUUCUUCGCAUCGAGUUCGCUUCAGACAAUUCCGUUCAGAAGACGGGCUUUGCGGCCGUUUAUUUUACCGACAAAGAUGAAUGCGCAGUGAACAACGGCGGCUGCCAACAGGAAUGUCGCAAUACUAUCGGCUCUUACGUUUGCGCUUGCAAUAACGGAUUCACACUUCACGAAAAUGGACACGAUUGUAAAGAAGGUGGCUGCAAACAUGAAAUUCGAGCUCCGUACGGCGAGGUCCUGAGCCCUAAUUAUCCUCAUCCGUAUCCAGCACGCAAAGAAUGCGUCUGGCAUUUCACCACAACUCCGGGCCAUCGCAUCAAAUUAGUAUUCCACGAAUUUGAAAUCGAAUCUCACCACGAAUGCGCUUAUGACCAUGUCGCUUUGUUCGAUGGCGAUAGCAGUGAAGAUACAACAUUGGGUAGAUUCUGCGGAUUAAAAGCCCCUCAUCCCAUCGUGGCGUCCGGCAAUGAGCUUUACAUGGUGUUCAAAUCGGAUGCCUCCGUUCAACGUAAAGGCUUUCAAGCUACCCACGCAACCGUUUGCGGCGGCCACCUUCAGGCAACGACUGGUGUGAAGCACUUUUACUCUCACGCCAAGUACGGAGACCAUAACUACGAAAACAAGGAAGAUUGUGAUUGGAUUAUCGAGGCACCGGCUGGGAAAAAUGUUCACUUGACUUUCCUCACCUUUGAGCUGGAAGAUGAACACGAGUGUGGAUAUGAUUCCAUUGAGGUUUACCAAGGAUUCGAUGACUCGGGUCCGACCAACGGUCGUUACUGCGGCAAUCGGGUACCUCCAGAGAUCGUCUCGUUAAACGAAGCCCUUCUAGUUCGCUUCAAGAGUGACGAUACCAUCAACAGCAAGGGGUUCUCCGCCGCCUAUGUAGCUAUUGACGAGAACGAAAACGAGGAUUUGCCCAAAUCCCAACAAAGUGUUAGAUACAACUAAGAGGUAAUAAAAAAAAAAAAGAAAAGAUAAUAAUUAUAAAAG
Daphnia pulicaria is the source of this 4242-nucleotide messenger RNA. RefSeq names its product tolloid-like protein 1. Lineage: Eukaryota; Metazoa; Arthropoda; Branchiopoda; Diplostraca; Daphniidae. Gene Ontology annotation, biological process: proteolysis. The coding region runs from base 778 to 4200 and encodes 1140 amino acids. Gene Ontology annotation, molecular function: zinc ion binding; calcium ion binding; metalloendopeptidase activity. The transcript is spliced from 18 exons. The record is from RefSeq and is a predicted model, not a curated record.